AUGCUUCCUUCAAAACUUGAGCCAUAUUUCUCUGAAAUAAUCACUAUAGAUAUGUUUAUAACUAUAUUAAUAGCAACUGCAAUUAUCUCACAACAAACAAAAAAAUUAGAUAAUGGUUCAUUUAUUAUUCAACCUGCAAAUAAUAAAAAGUAUAAUAUAUAUGAAAUACCAGAUUUUAAUAUUUUGCCCGAAAAGAAACAACAAAUCAGUAUAGAGUACAGAGGUCAUAAAUUCAAUGUUGUGUAUAAACUGCAAGAAAAUGACAACAAUAAUCAAAAUUAUCCUCAACCUCAAUCAUACUAUAAAGAAUCCAAUCCAGUACCUUCUAUUUUUUUAUCAAUUAUUAACGAUGACUCAAGUUCAAAUAACAGACUUGAUGUUAAUGUGAUUACUGAAUUCAUUAGCGAACAUUUACCAGACUUGAAUAGUUUGGAAACUGUCAUUUUAGAUAAACUACAAGAAAUAUUAUUGAAAAGAGAAUUAGACUCUUUUGUUAAUGACAAAGAGUUUUACAAGGGAAUUGGUUUGCCUUAUCGACAUGGUUUUCUUUUUUAUGAUAAACCCGGAACUGGAAAAACUAUAUUAAUAAAUGCUAUAUCAUCUUAUUUGUCACGAGAUCUCUAUUAUCUUAAUCUCAAAAAAAUUAAAAAUGAUAAUGAUAUGAGCACUGUCUUUA
This is a messenger RNA of Racocetra persica, 676 nucleotides long. NCBI's taxonomy places the organism in Eukaryota, Fungi, Glomeromycota, Glomeromycetes, Diversisporales, Gigasporaceae. The record is from the annotation of a GenBank genome assembly.